Molecule: messenger RNA, 548 nt
Organism: Paecilomyces variotii
Lineage: Eukaryota; Fungi; Ascomycota; Eurotiomycetes; Eurotiales; Thermoascaceae
Exons: 3
Coding region: 72-368 (98 amino acids)
Biological process (GO): mRNA splicing, via spliceosome
Cellular component (GO): Lsm1-7-Pat1 complex; U4/U6 x U5 tri-snRNP complex; precatalytic spliceosome
Molecular function (GO): RNA binding
Source: RefSeq, a predicted model, not a curated record
UUAUGGGUGACGCGCUAGUCCCAAAACCUCGUUUUUGCUGCUCUCCACCCUUUCGCUGAUUCCCCGCAACCAUGCUGUUCUUCAGCUUCUUCAAGACCCUCACCAACCACACCGUCACCGUCGAGCUCAAGAAUGACAUCCGAAUCCGCGGCACGCUGAAGUCCGUGGACCAAUACCUGAACAUCAAGCUCGAUGACGUCGAUGUUCUCGAUCUCGACAAGUACCCGCAUCUCAGCUCCGUAAAGAAUAUGUUCAUUCGUGGUAGUGUGGUGCGAUAUGUGGUGUUGCCGCAGGCGGAGGUCGACCGUGGGUUGUUGGAGGAUGCGACGAGAAGAGAAGCCGCAAACCAGGCGAGCAAGGCUCGGUGAUGACAUGCUUUGGACGGGAAUGAAGGCGCUGUUUGUCGAUACUGUUAUUUUAUAACGAAUGGAUGAAAUGUUCUAACGACACCGUCGUCUACAAUUCAUGGGUGUGUUGGAGAAGGCUCCUCAGGGACAUAUCACUGUCCUCAUGACGACUUUAUCCCAAGUGAUAUUGGGACAAUAGAG